CCAAAAAACCCUAUUCUGGAUCAGUCCCUCGGGCCUCCGCCUCGUGGCUCCUGCUUUCUGCCAAAACCGCCGCGCUUCCUGCCGUCCGGCCGAAUCUGCUUCAGAGUUCAGACGCCUCCCUUUUGUCUGCCAAUCGGUUCCGUCCACCAGCAGCAUCGAUCGUCACCUCUCCGCCGUCCUUCCGCCUCCACCCAGCCGGUCUUCCUCCGUCCGAUACUGCAGUAUUUCACGCGCAGGGUAACGAUGAGGGCUGCUCGACGUGGGGAUUUUAUGUUCUGCAAUGUGUGUGGGACGAUGAUGAAUUUUAGUUCUGGAAAUCAGGUGGAAUGCCCUCUAUGUAAAUGCUCGAAGAGGACGAAAGAGGUAAUUGGACUAGAGAUAUCUUACAAAGUAUCUGCUGAGGAUAUCAGAAGGGAUCUAGGGAUCUCACAUUUUGAAGGAAAGAUGGAAGUGAAAGACAUGGAGGUAACUGCUUACUGACUACUCAGAUCACUUGUAAGGUUUCAUUUUGUGGAGGUCUCAAUCUGAUGGCAACUUGUGGUUUCCAAAUCUGCUUUUGACAACAGAUAAACAAAAAGUGCGAGAAAUGCAGCAACACAAAGCUCAAGUUUUCGACUCGACAAAUGAGGUCCGCGGAUGAGGGGCAAACGACUUUCUUCCAUUGCCCUGUUUGCUCUUAUACUUUUACCGAGAAUUGAACAUGGAAGCAUCUGAGGUUGAACUAUCACUUCACACUUUGUAACCAAGACAAGGUCUCUUACAUUCUCGACAUAGAUAAGCUUCUUUUAGCUGUUACAAUGCUUGCAUUAUUUUGUAAGGAACUGGGAGCCAGAAUCCCAGCUAGGUAUGUAUACCAUACUAGUUUUUGUUUGAUGACCCAUUGGCCAGUUGGCACAGUAUGUUAUACAUUUAUAAUCUCAUUCUUCUUCCCUUGCAAUGGAUCUAUAAAGGAGGAAAUAGGGUUCUAGCUAAUUUUGGGGGAAAAAGGACACUACAUAAGUUAAUGCAGUGUACAAGAGAGUCCCUGUUGGUCCUGUGUACUGUGUACAAGAAACAGAUACACAUACAGGCAAGUCAAAUUCCUCAUGUUCUAUGGUGGAGCUAUGAGUUAGGUGCAGAAUACACCAUUGCAUUUUGGUGUAAAUGUAACCAAAGAAAAGCUGACAGUUGCAGUUGCAGUUGCACUUGCACUUGCCAUUGAGUUAUAUGGCAAUUAGAUCCUUGAACUUUGGGGGGUGUCUGCAAUUGACCUAUGAUUGUCCUUUACACUCAACCAAUUUUCUGCUUCAAGUUAGG
Messenger RNA from Linum tenue, 1296 nucleotides. NCBI's taxonomy places the organism in Eukaryota, Viridiplantae, Streptophyta, Magnoliopsida, Malpighiales, Linaceae. The record is from the annotation of a GenBank genome assembly.